Amaranthus tricolor (Joseph's coat) is the source of this 981-nucleotide messenger RNA. RefSeq names its product AT-hook motif nuclear-localized protein 20-like. The record is from RefSeq and is a predicted model, not a curated record. The transcript has 3 exons. NCBI's taxonomy places the organism in Eukaryota, Viridiplantae, Streptophyta, Magnoliopsida, Caryophyllales, Amaranthaceae. Gene Ontology annotation, molecular function: minor groove of adenine-thymine-rich DNA binding; DNA-binding transcription factor activity. Gene Ontology annotation, cellular component: nucleus. Bases 1 to 981 code for a protein of 326 amino acids.
AUGGCAAACAAUGAAAACAACUCCUCAUCUUAUGAUUUUCUAAUCAAUUCUAAUGCUUUUGCUUCAAUGCAUGAUGAUCAACUUAUCUCCCUUCAUCCCCAAUCCUUCUUUGAUUCCCAAUUCCUCCUUAACAAUAACCCGAACCCAAUUUCAAACCCGAUUUCGAGCAACAUUGAAGUUGAUGAUACUCCUAUACCAUCAGUUUAUAACGGGCCUAGAGGCUCAAUAGCUGUUGAAAGCCCUUCAAUUGUGUUGGAUGCUCAAAAAAAAUUUAAAGGAAGGCCCAAAGGGUCCAAAAAUAAGCCCAAGGUGGCUCCCAAUACGGCUUCGCAACUAGUCCAUGUGAUUGAGAUCAAACCCGGGUUUGAUGUUCUGAGACGGGUUCACCAAUUCGUCAGAACCCUCAAAACCGGGUUUUAUUUUUCGGGCGGGAUGGGCCGAGUUCGAGAUGUUUUGGUCCAAACUUUUUCAGCCCAAGAGCCCACAAAAUCCUAUAGUGGGACCUUUGAAUUGAUGAAUGUCCUAGGAUAUAGGUUUGGAGAGACAAAUGAAAUAUUGGGCUCAAUGCAAGCUAUGUUGAAUGGGCCUAGAGGUGUAUUUGGGGGGUAUGUCGUGGGCCCACUUAUGGCUGUUGGGGUUGUGAAUAUUUGUAUCACAACUUGCAGUAACUAUCAAUUUUAUCCUGGUCUUUCCCUAAAUGAAGGAUACCAGAUCCAGGAUCCAUCUAGUGAUGUAAGCUCAAACAUUGGUGAAGUUCCGGAUAUGGAUCUGAAACCAUCCUCUGGAAUGAUUGAUAUGGAUCUCUCACUUACCAGAACCUAUCAUUUUGAGAAUUUUUCUCGAGAAGAGGGAUUCUUUGGCUGCAUUCUCCUUUAUAGGUACGGGUUACCGCCUUUCUUCCCUUCCCGUACCCCAAUCAUAGUUUCAUAUGGGCGCAAUAAACUGGGAACGAUGAUGAUGAUGAGGAUGUCCAUCAUUUAA